This is a messenger RNA of Phycomyces blakesleeanus NRRL 1555(-), 900 nucleotides long. RefSeq lists its product as hypothetical. Gene Ontology annotation, biological process: protein import into nucleus; post-transcriptional tethering of RNA polymerase II gene DNA at nuclear periphery; RNA export from nucleus. Lineage: Eukaryota; Fungi; Mucoromycota; Mucoromycetes; Mucorales; Phycomycetaceae. The transcript has a single exon. Bases 1 to 900 code for a protein of 299 amino acids. Gene Ontology annotation, molecular function: structural constituent of nuclear pore. Gene Ontology annotation, cellular component: nuclear pore; nuclear pore cytoplasmic filaments. The record is from RefSeq and is a predicted model, not a curated record.
AUGAAUGAUCUAUAUUCCAACAUUAAUGACACAAUUUACAAACUGAAUCCAGAAGUUGAAAAGUACGGCACCCAAGUCAAAGACUUCCACCCCACAAUAGUUCGCGAUUACUAUUGCGAACCUCCAUGCGACUAUAGUUUCCAAAGCAUUUGCGCCAUUCCAGAGUACUCAAGGUUCUCACAAGAGGAACUGCGCCUGAUUGACUAUAGAAAUUUCGCUCUCAGAAGAAAUACUUCUUUAUUCGAACGCGCGGAGGAUUGUUCUAAAAUUUCAUCUUUUUCUACUGGUAUUAUCGAUAAUAAUAAUAAUAAUAAUAAUAAUAAUAAUAAUAAUAAAGAAAGACAAUCAAGCCAAAGCCAAAGCCAAAGCCAAAGUCAAGGUCAAAGUCAAAUCCAAAGUCAAAACCAGAGCCAGAGCCAGAGCCUAAGCCAGAGCCAGAGCAAUAGAUUGAAUGCCAAGGGAUACUACACUUUGCCAUCACUUGACAGUCUUAGACAACUGCUACUCCUACCGCAGCCACAUGGUACCACGGUGAUAAGCAGAUUUAGGAUUGUAAGACCUGGUUUUGGCGAGGUAGUUUAUGAUCAGAUUGACUUGGGUGAAUUUGAACCGGAGGAUCUGGAACGUAUUGCAGGGGAUCUAGUGGUCAUAGAACCAAUGUAUUUGGCCGUUUGCCCGCGGCUAAAAAACACGCACACGCUACAAGGGCCAGUGACGGUGAUGCUCGAGAAUUGUUUUACGACUGAGAUCUAUAGUGACAUCGUCGUCAAGGAUCCUUUCCAUCCCACAUACCAAGAGUUUGUAAAUUAUCUCAAGGCUCGCAAACACACCAGAUUUAUUGACUACAUUGGUUGGAAUGGCCAAUGGAAAUUCAGAGUCAAUAUGAUUAGCCAACUAUAA